GCUCUCCUCUUUCUUCCUGCUUUUCCUAUCCCCGCCAGCCAGGCACAUUCCUAACCCGCCGAGGCGAGCAGCCAAGACUCCGCCCUUCUUGGGUCAUUCGGGUGCGGGUUGACUGUCAGCUGUUCACCUGGAAGUACGAUUCAGCACUUUGCAAAAAGCCAUUUUGAAAACCAACCUCGGUAAAAAGAACAGAAAAAAAAUGAAGAUUUCUAUUUUCACAGUUGAUGCCUUUACAGCUCAGCCCUUUUGUGGCAAUCCUGCAGCUGUUUGUCUUCUUGAAGAUGAGCUGGAAGAAGGUUUGCACCAAAAAAUUGCAACAGAAAUGAACCUUUCAGAAACAGCAUUCAUCAGAAAACUGCAUCCCACUGAUGAUUUUACCAAAAGUGCCUGUUUUGGAUUAAGGUGGUUUACACCAACAAAUGAGGUCCCUCUCUGUGGUCAUGCUACCCUGGCAUCAGCUGCUGUGUUAUUCCAUAUCAAGAAAAACAUUAAUCCAACCCUCACAUUCAUAACUCUGAGUGGAGAAUUAUAUGCCAGAGAAGCAACAGAUCAUAUUAUUCUGGACUUACCCCUUUACUUGACCUAUCCACAGGAUGUUCAGGAAGUGGAAGAGUUAGUUAAGGCAGCAACAGGUAAUAUGACUAUUCAAGACGUUUGCUAUUCUCCCGAUACAAAGAAGCUCCUCAUCUGCCUCAGUGAUGAUUAUGGAAGGUCUGAUUUGGAGAAGCUAAAAGUGAACGCCCAAGAACUUUUGCUUGCUGAGAAAACUGGAAGAGUAAAAGGAUUAAUAGUCACACUUAAGGGAAGCUUGCAUGGAAAACAUGAAAGUUAUGACUUUUACUCCCGCUAUUUUGCACCAUGGAAUGGAGUUUCAGAAGAUCCUGUCACAGGAUCUGCACAUGCUGUUUUAAGUAGCUACUGGUCACAACAACUGGGGAAGAACAAAAUGCGUGCAUUUCAGUGUUCUGCUCGUGGAGGAGAGCUGAAGAUUAUGCUCCGGAAUGAUGGAAGAGUAGACAUUGGGGGGCAAUCAACCAUUGUGCUAGAAGGCUUUUUGACCAUCUGAAGAAAAUAAAUACAAAUUUCUCCAUC
Hemicordylus capensis (graceful crag lizard) is the source of this 1092-nucleotide messenger RNA. It is a transcript of the gene PBLD, whose product is annotated as phenazine biosynthesis like protein domain containing. Bases 200 to 1066 code for a protein of 288 amino acids. Lineage: Eukaryota; Metazoa; Chordata; Lepidosauria; Squamata; Cordylidae. Gene Ontology annotation, cellular component: cytoplasm. The record is from RefSeq and is a predicted model, not a curated record. Gene Ontology annotation, molecular function: isomerase activity. Gene Ontology annotation, biological process: biosynthetic process. The transcript has 10 exons.